AGCAUUAUGGGAGGGGUUCUUUUUUUUAUAUAGUUUGCUUACUAUGAACUUUUACCUUUCAUGCUUCUGGUGAAGGAUUUUUAUGCAUCGCCGUAAAGAUGGAUUUCGUUGAGUGGAGUAGUGUGUUAAGUAACACGCUGAAUAUUGUUGGCGCUUUGGUUUUUCUCUAUGUUUGUUUGCAUUUUCUUUUUACAGUCUUUUGUGGCAUCAGGACUUACCUGCUUUCAGGGUUCUGGAGGGUUGACUUGAAAUCGUAUGGCGAGUGGGCAGUUGUUACUGGAGCUACAUCUGGAAUUGGAAAAGAAUAUGCCAAUGAGUUGGCAAAGAGAGGCCUGAACGUGGUGCUUAUUAGCCGAUCACUGACUAAGCUGAAGCAAACUGCAGCAGAGAUCGAAAAACAACAUGGCAGAAAAACCCAAGUCAUUCAGGCAGACUUCACCAGUGGCUCACACAUCUAUAAAGCAAUAGAAGCAGCUCUCAAUGACCUUAACAUUGGAAUCCUGGUAAACAAUGUUGGCAUGCUCUUCUCAGAAUUUCCAGAAUACUUUUUGGAUGCCGAAGAUUGUGAGAAGAGGAUCUCUGAUGUAAUCAACUGCAAUGUGCUGUCAGUGCCACAGAUGACACGAAUUGUGCUUCCGAAGAUGGUUGAGAGGAGGAAAGGUGUCAUCAUCAAUUUGUCCUCUGCAGCAGCAAACCACCCAGUUGCCUUGAUGACUAUGUAUUCUGCAUCUAAGGCAUUUGUGGAUUUCUUCUCGAGAAGCCUGAAUGCAGAAUAUAAAUCAAAAGGAAUCCUUGUACAGUGCAUCAUGCCAUAUUAUGUGUCUACCAACCUGAUAAACAACAAGGAGCCUAGCAUGUUCAUAAAGAAGGCAGAUGACUUUGCUCGAGAAGCACUAAAUACUGUUGGCAUUAGUGAUAGGACAAAUGGUUGUUUAGCCCAUGCCAUAGAGAACUACUUCAUAGAAUUGCUGUUUCCAGAGUGGUUCCGUCUCACAUCUUUCACUGUUAAUAGCAUGGUGGAAAUGAGCAAAAAAGAAAAAGAACUCUCCCAGAAGAAGGAAGAGUAACAAGGAGAAAACUGGUCUCCAUUUUCAUGUUGUAAGACAUCUGGAAAUUGUCUGGCACCUGACACACCACAGAUUUUGCAUUCUGUCAAGUUUACUUCUGGAUACUGAUAUAUAUUUGAUCAUACACUGGCAAUAGUAUGAAAAGAAUCCUGCCAGAAGUUCAAGAUAAAUCAUCUUCAGGAUCAUCUGUCCUCUGUGGAAAAAUCUAAAACUGAAAUGUCUGAGAACGAGGUUGGCAGGACUUGGCUCCUUGCCCUGUGCUGUGUAGAAAAAUAAAUAAUGAGUUUCCUUGAAA
Messenger RNA from Protopterus annectens (West African lungfish), 1362 nucleotides. RefSeq names its product very-long-chain 3-oxoacyl-CoA reductase-like. The coding region runs from base 99 to 1067 and encodes 322 amino acids. The transcript has 11 exons. Gene Ontology annotation, cellular component: endoplasmic reticulum. Gene Ontology annotation, molecular function: oxidoreductase activity. Lineage: Eukaryota; Metazoa; Chordata; Ceratodontiformes; Protopteridae. The record is from RefSeq and is a predicted model, not a curated record.